CACCACACCACAUCGCCAGCUGGCAAAAAGACAAAAGACGAGAAAUGUUUUUCUUGUAAUCUGAUCUAUUUUGCACUUUUUCAAUCUCUAAAUCAAUUUCAAGAGCAUAGAAAUGAAUUUCAACGCGUCCGAUGCUCGUCACCGUAAGCCAAAUUUUCCUCCUGAAAAUCUGGAAACCAACGACGGGCGCAAAACACCCCGAAAAAUGAAGCAUGGUGGUCCCCCUAUGCCUCCUCAACAAAUGCCCCAACCUUAUUACGGAGCGCCUUACGGAAAUCCUAUGACUCCAGACCCUAUGUACAACCCGAACUAUGGGGGUUAUGCACAGGACGGAAUUUACGGUGCCCAGCCUAAUCAACCUUACCAACCAAUGCCACAAGAGUACAGUGCUCCAGGAUUUGCAAUGCCAGGCUUGACAGACCCAAUGGCAAAUGCUGCCUUUCAGUACGGCCAGGUGCUGAUGGGCCAAGGAACCCAGGCAGUUGGAAGAGAGUUCGAGAAAUACGUUCCCGUUUCUCGGCUCAAAUACUACUUUGCAGUGGACACCGGUUACGUAGUCAAAAAAAUGCAACUUCUUUUGUUUCCAUUUUGGCAUUCAGAUUGGUCUAUCAAAUACGAAGCCGACAGUCAGCCAGUGCAACCGAGGUACGAGCUGAAUGCUCCAGAUCUGUAUAUACCCCUCAUGGCCUACGUGACCUAUGUCUUAGUUGCAGGAUUGGUGCUGGGCACCCAGGAGAGAUUUACACCAGAAAUGUUGGGAAUACAGGCUAGCUCGGCGCUGGCUUGGACGUUGCUGGAGUUGGCUGUCAUUUCUGUUGCCAUGUACAUAACGAGCAUCAAAUCCAACCUGAAAAUGCUAGACAUGCUCUCUUACAGUGGAUAUAAAUUUAUAGGAGCUUUGUCAGCUGUCAUGGCGGGACUACUUUUUAAAAGUGCAGGAUACUAUGUAGUUCUCGUUUACUUCAGUUUUGCACUUGGAUUUUUCCAGAUGCGCUCCCUGAAGUGGCAGCUGCAGUCUGAUGGCACUGCUAACCACUCUGAUCCAUAUGGCUCAAGUACAGGUACAAAGCGGCGGUUCAACUUGCUGAUCCUGAUGGUGGCCUUGCAAACGGUGAUCAUGUGGCGACUUUCGGCUCACCUAAUUACUCCAUAAAACUGUUGGAAAUAAUCAAUACCAAAGUGCCAAUUCGUGUACUGUUUUGAUUUGAAAAUUUUCAGU
Messenger RNA from Neocloeon triangulifer, 1219 nucleotides. It is a transcript of the gene Yif1, whose product is annotated as protein YIF1B-A. Bases 113 to 1153 code for a protein of 346 amino acids. Gene Ontology annotation, biological process: endoplasmic reticulum to Golgi vesicle-mediated transport. The transcript is spliced from 7 exons. Lineage: Eukaryota; Metazoa; Arthropoda; Insecta; Ephemeroptera; Baetidae. The record is from RefSeq and is a predicted model, not a curated record. Gene Ontology annotation, cellular component: COPII-coated ER to Golgi transport vesicle; Golgi membrane; endoplasmic reticulum-Golgi intermediate compartment.